This is a messenger RNA of Cottoperca gobio, 2113 nucleotides long. It is a transcript of the gene babam2, whose product is annotated as BRISC and BRCA1 A complex member 2. Gene Ontology annotation, biological process: double-strand break repair. The record is from RefSeq and is a predicted model, not a curated record. The transcript has 12 exons. NCBI's taxonomy places the organism in Eukaryota, Metazoa, Chordata, Actinopteri, Perciformes, Bovichtidae. Bases 152 to 1312 code for a protein of 386 amino acids. Gene Ontology annotation, cellular component: BRISC complex; BRCA1-A complex.
AGGCAUUAUUACAGACGGCUAAGUGCAGGGCUAUCAAAAGGACCCAAACAAAAUGUACCGGAAAUGUUGGGAGCAUGAAGUAAAUAUUGGUGUUAUUUCUUAAAUGAUCUGACUUCCAGCUCUUUCAGACUCCUCACUCACAGUGGAUAAAAUGAACAAUAUGUCCCCUGAGGUUGCACUGCACCGGAUCUCACCUGAGUUGCGGCCCUUGCUGUCCAGUGUUGUUCGAAACGGCCGUGUUGGACUCGACUCCACGAACUGUCUCCGUGUCACAGACCUCAAAACUGGAUGUACAUCUCUGACCCCCGGUCCCUGCUGUGAUCGCUUCAAACUUCACAUCCCCUAUGCUGGAGAAACCCUGAAAUGGGAUAUUAUAUUCAAUGCACAGUAUCCAGAAUUGCCACCAGAUUUUAUUUUUGGAGAAGAUGCCGAGUUUCUCCCUGAACCCUCAGAACUACCGCACUUAGUCCAGUGGGAUGCUGGGGACCCAGAGUGUUUGCUCCAGCUGGUGAAGGAGCUCAUCCAGCAGUACCAUCACUACCAAUGCCUGCGUCUGCGCGAAAGCUCCAGGCUGCUCUUUGAGUACGAUAGUCUGCUGGAGGAUCCCAACUACGGCCACAACAUGGAGAUUUAUGCCGGCCGCAAGAACAGCUGGACGGGAGAGUUUUCAGCCCGUUUCCUUCUAAAGCUCCCUGUGGACUUCAGCAACAUCCCUGUCUAUCUCCUUAAGGACACAGCGUUGGACCCUGGAGAGGACGUGGCCCUUCUCUCAGUGAGCUUCGAGGAUGCUGAGGCUACCCAAGUCUUCCCUAAGCUCUACCUUUCCCCCAGCAUUGAACAUGCUCUGGGAGACUCCUCAGCACUUCAUAUCCCAGCAUUCCCCAGUGGAGGAUGCCUAAUUGACUACGUCCCUCAAGUGUGCCAGUUACUCAACAACAAGGUGCAGUAUGUCAUCCAAGGCUAUCACAAGAGGAGAGAGUACAUUGCUGCCUUCCUCAGCCACUUUGGAAUGGGCGUGGUGGAGUAUGAUGCUGUGGGAUUCACAAAACUCACUCUUCUACUAAUGUGGAAGGACUUCUGCUUCCUGGUGCACGUGGAUCUCCCGCUGUACUUCCCCAGGGACCAGCCCACCCUCACCUUCCAGUCUGUGUACCACUUCACCAACAGCGGCCAGCUCUAUUCUCAGGUGCAGAAGUCGUAUCCCUACAGCCCUCGCUGGGACGGCAAUGAGAUGGCAAAGAGGGCGAAGGCAUACUUCAAGAGCUUCAUCCCUCAGUUCCAAGAGGGAGCCUUUGCCAACGGGAAACUCUAGUACUCUCACGCUUAAUGACAUGCCUGGAGAGUUGCCUGUGGGAGUGUGUAUGUGAGUGUGUUUGUGAACUAUUGUGUACCUGUGUACGAGUAUGCACAGACCUACAUUUGUGAAAUGUGCUGUACUGUAACAGUACAGUGAGAAUGACAGUGUGCGUAUUGCACACAGACUCUGUGAAUGGGUUCCUUUCAGUACAUUCACUUGUUAUUUUAGUUUUAGUAAGAAGAAAAGUAAGUUUCCUCCACCUCUAAAGGAUUAUUUGAAAAUAGCAGAGACAUGGACAUUGUGGUCAUUGUUUGUCUUGUUGCCAGCUCCCAGUAAAGGGCUUUUGUUUUGAAGACUUUACCAGGAGCAUGAUGUGACAACCUGUACAAUCUGCCUGUCCGACCUGACAAUAACUAGCAUUGUUUAAUUGUAUUGUGCCAAUGGUACGCCUGGCUUCACGCAGUCCAACCACAGAGGGUUGGGCUCACAACACUCCAUCCAGAGCUGCCGUGCUGUGACGGAUGUUUGUUGGUAUGUAAACAAUAUGUAAACUGUUAAUUACAUGCAAGUCACAAAGAACUGUAGGGGUGAUGCAAAAGACCUUUGUUUACCAUUUGUUGGACUUCACGAUUGUUAAGUUUGUCUCUACUAUCGAUGUUAAAAUGAUCUAAAAUUAGUUUUGCUUUUUAAUUGUCUGUAUGUUCCAUUUGACCGUUUAAAGCCCUGUGACUUCUUUUACUGACAGUCUGACAUUACUGUGAACUACUGAAUAUUUUGUCAAAACUUCUAUCCAGUAAAGAAUUCUGUUUCCCCUGA